AUGGGAUUCCCUCCCAACGAAUCAUCAGCUUCCCCUUCAAAGGGUGAACAAGACUUGGAAAUGUUCCAGCAAUGGACGGCGGAGCAUGGAAGAAUCUACCCAAAUUCUGAAGAGAGCAACACUAGAUUCCAAAUAUUCCAAAGGAAUCUCAAGUAUAUUACUGAAACGAAUGCUAAGAGAUCCAAGUCGCCAUCUGGGUAUCGUUUGGACCUCAACAAGUUUGCUGGUAUGAGUCCUGAGGAGUUUACGCAAACCUACCUCCGUCCGCUGAAACAAAGCCUGAGGAGAGUAAAGAAUGGAGAAGGAGCUGAAAAGAAGCAUCCGCCGUAG
This is a messenger RNA of Neltuma alba, 330 nucleotides long. RefSeq names its product P34 probable thiol protease-like. NCBI's taxonomy places the organism in Eukaryota, Viridiplantae, Streptophyta, Magnoliopsida, Fabales, Fabaceae. The transcript has 3 exons. The record is from RefSeq and is a predicted model, not a curated record. Bases 1 to 330 code for a protein of 109 amino acids.